This is a messenger RNA of Diaporthe batatas, 1425 nucleotides long. RefSeq lists its product as uncharacterized. Gene Ontology annotation, molecular function: transmembrane transporter activity. Gene Ontology annotation, cellular component: membrane. The transcript is spliced from 6 exons. Gene Ontology annotation, biological process: transmembrane transport. The record is from RefSeq and is a predicted model, not a curated record. Bases 1 to 1425 code for a protein of 474 amino acids. Lineage: Eukaryota; Fungi; Ascomycota; Sordariomycetes; Diaporthales; Diaporthaceae.
AUGGCGACCGAAGACAAAUCUCAGCACGACGUGCGCGCUUCUUCGGCAGAUUCCCCUCGCCGAGGAGAAUCUGCUCUCAGCGACGACUCGUCAGGGAAGAAGGCACCAUGGUGGUCUUACUUUUGGGAUUAUGAACCGACGAGGACUGCAGAGGAACGGAAAUUCGUGAAGAAACUAGAUGUUUCCCUCCUUACGAUCCUUUGCUUCGGAUACUUCAUCAAGAACUUAGACCAGACGAACAUUACCAAUGCAUACAUAUCAGGAAUGAAAGAAGACCUUUCCAUGGACUCGAACCAAUUGAACUUGAUAGAUGUGGCGUGGACUACAGGCUAUGUCAUCGGGCAACUCCCGUCCCAGUUCAUCCUGACCAAAGUUCGGCCCUCAAUUUGGAUCCCAAGCUGUGAGCUUGUAUGGACAAUCUUGACGUUCUGCCUUGCUGCUACGAACAACAGCAAUCAAGUCAUUGCUAUUCGAUUCCUGGUCGGCCUCGUCGAGAGUAUCUUCUAUCCCGCCGCACAUUUCUUGAUCGGCAGCUGGUACAAGCCGAGCGAGCUCGGGAAACGCGCCUGUAUUUUCCAUGCGUCCUCGGCGGCGGCAGGGAUGUUCUCCGGAUACCUUCAAGCAGCCGUUUACACUGGCUUGAACGGAACUCUAAACUUAGCUGGUUGGAAGUGGCUUUUCCUCAUGGACGGCUUCAUCAGUCUUCCAAUUUGUCUUGCGGGCUACUUCAUGAUUCCCGACCUGCCAGAGAACACUCGUGCGUUCUACCUGACAGACGAUGACGCUGUGCUCGCCCGGAAGCGGAUGGAUUCCAUUGGCCGUGCUCCACGCCGGAAGCUGGGCUGGUCAAUAUUGAAGAGAGUCUUCACACGCUGGCAUGUGUGGGGCUUGACGCUCCUCUACAUUGCCACAGGAUGGCCCGUGACGUCUGUUAUACCCACAGCACAGUCUGCUGUUCAACUCGUGUCGACUGUCAGCUUCUCCAUCCUAUCGGACUACCUGCGCUCCAGACCAGCAGUGAUGAGCAUAUCCACGUUCUUCGGAUUCUUCACGUCAUUGUUGCUCGCUAUUUGGUCAAUCCCGGCAGGUCUCAAAUGGUUCUCGUUCUUCGCGUCAAGAAUUUCCGUUGCAUAUGGACCAUUGUCCAUGACCUGGGCAAACGAAAUAUGUGGUGCAGAUGCCGAGGAGAGAGCAGUGGUACUGGGAAUCAUGAAUGCCGCGGGGUACGCAUUCAAUGCUUGGCUCCCGCUGCUGACUUACCCCGUGUUGGAUGCUCCGAGGUUUAGGAAGGGAUUCAUCUACACGACCAUCACAUUUGUGGCGCAAGCAGUAAUCACUUGGACGAUUUGGUGGCUAUCUCGGCGGGACAGGAAAAAGGAGGAAAAGUCCGCAAUUGACGCAGCUGGUGUUACCGAAGAACUAUAG